AUGAGGUCACUGCCCCUCUUCCUCCUCCUAGUCCUUCUCAGCAGCUCACAGGCAACAGGGCCAGGCAUAACUUUGCAAGUGAAGCUAAAGGAGAUUUUUCAAGCCAAGGCCUCCCACAACUCCGGCUUCCAGGAAGUGCUCACCAAGCUAUGCCUCCUCCUCCACCUCCCAUCAGGAACCAACAUCACCCUUCAUCACAAAGGACCCCCUCACCACCUCAUCUGCUGA
Messenger RNA from Jaculus jaculus (lesser Egyptian jerboa), 228 nucleotides. It is a transcript of the gene Sfta2, whose product is annotated as surfactant associated 2. NCBI's taxonomy places the organism in Eukaryota, Metazoa, Chordata, Mammalia, Rodentia, Dipodidae. The record is from RefSeq and is a predicted model, not a curated record. The transcript is spliced from 3 exons. The coding region runs from base 1 to 228 and encodes 75 amino acids.